Pteropus alecto (black flying fox) is the source of this 8233-nucleotide messenger RNA. RefSeq names its product GLI family zinc finger 3 (gene GLI3). The coding region runs from base 274 to 5040 and encodes 1588 amino acids. Gene Ontology annotation, biological process: regulation of transcription by RNA polymerase II; smoothened signaling pathway. NCBI's taxonomy places the organism in Eukaryota, Metazoa, Chordata, Mammalia, Chiroptera, Pteropodidae. Gene Ontology annotation, molecular function: DNA-binding transcription factor activity, RNA polymerase II-specific; RNA polymerase II cis-regulatory region sequence-specific DNA binding. The transcript has 15 exons. Gene Ontology annotation, cellular component: nucleus. The record is from RefSeq and is a predicted model, not a curated record.
GGAGGGGGAAGAGGAGGAGCAGGCAUGAAUGUGUCUGCGUGAGGACCUGGGAGAGGCGAAGGAGGCAGAGGGGGGCAGGGAGCGCGCGCGUGGCCUUCGGCGCCCGGGGUUCCCCCAGCACCGACCUCAGCCGGCGCCGCGCCGCCUCCUUGUCAGCACUGGCCACAUCGCAGCUGGGACCCGCUCUGGGCACGGGGACCCAGUGCGGCCUGGAAGGAGCGAGAAAGCAAAAGUGUUCCUGGUAGCAGAGAGUUGAAGUAAUGAGAAGGCAUCAUGGAGGCCCAGUCCCACAGCUCCACGACCACUGAGAAGAAAAAAGUUGAAAAUUCUGUAGUGAAAUGCUCCACUCGAGCAGAUGUCAGCGAGAAAGCCGUGGCCUCCAGUACCACUUCCAAUGAGGAUGAAAGUCCUGGACAGACCUAUCACAGAGAGAGAAGAAACGCGGUCACUAUGCAGCCACAGAGUGUCCAGGGGCUCAGUAAGACCAGUGAGGAGCCUUCAACAUCCAGUGACGAGAGAGCCUCGCUGAUCAAGAAGGAGGUCCAUGGGUCCCUGCCCCACCUGGCUGAGCCCUCCGUCCCAUACCGUGGGGCUGUGUUCACCAUGGACCCCAGGAACGGUUACAUGGAGCCUCACUACCACCCUCCUCACCUUUUUCCUGCAUUCCAUCCUCCUGUGCCAAUCGAUGCAAGACAUCACGAGGGGCGUUACCAUUAUGAUCCAUCUCCGAUUCCUCCAUUGCAUGUGCCUUCUGCCUUAUCUAGUAGCCCAACAUAUUCAGACCUGCCCUUCAUUAGGAUCUCCCCGCACCGGAACCCCGCUGCAGCUUCUGAGUCCCCCUUCAGCCCUCCACAUCCCUACAUCAAUCCUUACAUGGACUACAUCCGAUCUCUGCAUAGCAGCCCGUCCCUCUCCAUGAUCUCUGCAGCCCGGGGGCUGAGCCCCACAGAUGCGCCCCACACUGGAGUCAGUCCAGCAGAAUACUAUCAUCAGAUGGCUCUGUUAGCUGGCCAGCGCAGCCCCUAUGCAGACAUCAUUCCCUCAGCUCCCACUGCUGGCACUGGGGCCAUUCACAUGGAAUAUCUUCAUGCCAUGGAUAGCACCAGAUUCCCCAGCCCCAGGCUGUCAGCCAGGCCAAGCCGAAAACGUACACUCUCCAUAUCACCACUGUCCGAUCAUAGCUUUGACCUUCAGACCAUGAUAAGGACAUCUCCCAACUCCUUGGUCACAAUUCUCAAUAAUUCUCGCAGCAGCUCUUCAGCAAGUGGCUCCUAUGGUCACUUAUCUGCGAGUGCAAUCAGCCCUGCCUUGAGUUUCACCUACCCUUCUGCACCCAUGUCUCUCCAUAUGCAUCAACAAAUCUUAAGCCGACAACAGAGCUUAGGCUCGGCCUUUGGACAUAGCCCUCCACUCAUCCAUCCUGCCCCAACUUUUCCAACACAGAGGCCUAUUCCUGGGAUCCCUACGGUUCUGAACCCCGUCCAGGUCAGCUCUGGCCCUUCCGAAUCCUCACAGCAGAACAAGCCCACAAGUGAGUCUGCAGUGAGCAGCACUGGCGACCUGAUGCACAACAAACGGUCCAAGAUCAAACCUGACGAGGACCUCCCCAGCCCUGGGCCACGGGGUCAGCAGGAACAGCCAGAAGGAACCACCCUGGUGAAAGAGGAAGGGGACAAAGAUGAAAGCAAGCAAGAGCCUGAAGUCAUCUAUGAGACAAAUUGCCACUGGGAAGGCUGCACCAGGGAGUUUGACACCCAGGAGCAGCUGGUACAUCAUAUAAAUAAUGACCAUAUUCAUGGAGAGAAGAAAGAAUUUGUUUGUCGGUGGUUAGAUUGCUCAAGAGAGCAGAAACCCUUCAAAGCCCAGUAUAUGUUGGUAGUGCACAUGAGAAGACACACAGGAGAGAAGCCUCACAAAUGCACUUUUGAAGGUUGCACAAAGGCCUACUCAAGACUAGAAAACUUGAAAACACACUUGAGAUCUCACACUGGAGAGAAACCGUAUGUCUGUGAGCACGAAGGUUGUAACAAGGCUUUCUCAAAUGCCUCCGAUCGCGCCAAGCACCAAAACAGAACACAUUCCAAUGAGAAACCAUACGUGUGCAAAAUCCCAGGCUGCACUAAGCGCUACACAGACCCAAGCUCCCUUCGGAAACACGUGAAGACAGUGCAUGGCCCAGAGGCUCAUGUCACCAAGAAGCAGCGUGGGGACAUACAUCCUCGGCCCCCGCCACCACGAGAUUCUGGCAGCCAUUCACAGUCCAGGUCACCUGGCCGGCAGACUCAGGGAGCCCUUGGUGAGCAGAAGGACCUCAGCAACACUACCUCAAAACAGGAGGAAUGCCUACAAGUGAAAACAGUCAAGGCGGAGAAGCCCAUGACAUCUCAGCCAAGCCCUAGUGGUCAGUCUUCAUGCAGCAGCCAACAAUCCCCCAUCAGCAACUAUUCCAACAGUGGGCUCGAGCUUCCUCUGACGGAUGGAGGUGGUAUGGGAGACCUCAGUGCCAUCGACGAAACCCCCAUCAUGGACUCAACCAUAUCCACUGCCACCACGUCCCUCGCCCUGCAAGCCAGGAGAAACCCAGCAGGGACCAAAUGGAUGGAGCAUGUAAAACUGGAAAGACUCAAACAAGUGAAUGGAAUGCUACCGCGCCUAAACCCCAUCCUACCCCCCAAAGCCCCUGCGGUCUCUCCUCUCAUAGGAAAUGGUACCCAGCCCAAUAACAGCUGCAAUUUGGGUGGGCCCAUGACCCUCCUCCCUAACAGAAGUGACCUUUCUGGGGUUGAUGUCACCAUGCUGAACAUGCUCAACAGGAGGGACAGCAGCACCAGUACCAUCAGCUCUGCCUACCUGAGCAGCCGCCGCUCCUCGGGCAUCUCUCCCUGCUUCUCCAGCCGGAGGUCCAGCGAGGCAUCCCAGGCCGAGGGCCGGCCCCACAAUGUAAGUGUCGCCGACUCCUAUGACCCCAUCUCCACCGAUGCCUCACGCAGGUCCAGCGAAGCCAGCCAGAAUGAUGGCCCGCCUAGCCUACUCACCCUCACGCCAGCCCAGCAGUACCGCCUGAAAGCCAAGUAUGCCGCCGCCACAGGCGGACCACCACCCACACCACUGCCCAAUAUGGAGAGGAUGACCCUGAAGACCAGGAUGGCCCUGUUCGGGGAUGGGAAGGAGUCUACAGGGGCCCUGCCCCCUGUACACCCUCCUCGAAGAUGUAGCGAUGGGGGCACCCACAUCUAUGGCCGGCGCCCUCUGCUGCCCCAGGAUACGCUGAGCCACAGUGUAAGAAGAGCCAGCGACCCAGUAAGGACGGUUUCGGAGAACCUCUCUCUGCCCAGGGUGCAGCGUUUCAACAGCCUGAGCAGCUUCAACCCUCCGGUUUUGCCUCCAUCCCUGGAAAAACGUAACUUAGUGCUUCAGAAUUACACACGACCUGAGGGUGGCCAGUCCCGCCACUUCCACUCCUCUCCUUGUCCUCCGAGCAUUACUGAGAAUGUCACCCUGGAGUCCCUGACCAUGGACGCUGAUGUGAACUUGAAUGAUGAGGAUUUCUUGCCGGAUGAUGUGGUACAGUAUUUAAAUUCCCAGAACCAGGCUGGGUAUGAGCAGCACUUCCAGAGCGACAUCUCUGACGACCGCAAACUGCCCCACGGGCCUGGCUUGGGGAACGGGCACAGCAACUUUGACUCUCCUGGGCUACCAGACAGCCACGCCAGCCAGCAGUACCACACGCUGGAGCAGCCCUGCCCUGAAGCCAGCAAAGCCGACCUGCCCAUUCAGUGGAACGAGGUUAGCUCUGGCAGUGCUGACCUGUCCUCCUCCAGGCUGAAGUGUGGCCAGAGGUCCACAGCACAGCCAGCCCGAGGCUUCGGGUUAUACAGCAACAUGGGCGUCCACCCACAGAAUCCCCUGAGGAAUGGGGCUGGCCAGGCAGGGGGCUAUCAGACCCUUGGGGAGCAUGGCAGUGCCUACGGCGGCCCAGAACACUUGGUGAGCCACAGUGGCGGGACUGGCACCAAUGGAAAUGCCUUCCAUGAACAGCCUUAUAAGGUCCAGCAGUUUGGGAACUAUCUCACCAGGCAGCCUGGGGCCCCCAGCUCCCUCGACAGUGCCUGCAGUGCUGGGAGUCAAGCUGCAAAGCUGAGAAGUACCACCAUGCAAGGGAACGGGAGCCAGCCAGAUUUCGACCUGUCGAUAUUGCCCAAUGAGUCAGCUGGUGGCACAGUGAAUGGCAUGCCAACUCGAGACCUGAUGGGACAGGGCUACCUGGCUCAUCAGCUACUCAGUGAAAGUAUACACCACCAAGGGGCAGGCCGAGCGGGGCAGCAGAUGCUAGAGCAGGUUAGCGCUACCUCAUACAUCCAUAUCUAUCAAGGGCCAGAGAGCGGCCUGCCAGGGCCUCCCAGCAUUGGGGGCCAGCUGUCCAGCUUGGCAGCUGUCAGGGGCUACCAGCCCUGUGCCGGCUAUGGAGGCAACAGGCGCCAGGCUUUGCCGAGAGGCAGCCUCACUCUACAGCCAGGACAGCACAGUGACACAAGUCAGACCUGUAGGGUGAAUGGCAUCAAGAUGGAGAUGCAAGGGCAGCCUCAUCAGCUCUGUUCUAAUGUUCAGAGUUACUCUGGUCAGUUCUAUGACCAAACCGUUGGCUUCAGUCAGCAAGACAUGAAAACUGGUUCAUUCUCUAUUUCAGAAGCCAACUGCCUGCUACAGGGGGCCAGCGCCGAAAACUCUGAAUUACUUUCCCCAGGUGCUAACCAGGUGACGAGCACAGUUGACAGCCUUGACAACCAUGAUCUGGAAGGGGUGCAGAUUGAUUUUGAUGCAAUCAUAGAUGACGGGGACCACGCCAGCCUGAUGUCAGGAGCCCUGAGCCCAAGUAUCAUUCAGAACCUUUCCCAUAACUCUUCCCGCCUCACGACACCACGAACAUCCCUCCCAUUGCCAGCACUAUCUGUGAGCACCACCAACAUGGCCAUUGGGGACAUGAGUUCUUUGUUGACCUCCCUUGCGGAAGAAAGCAAAUUCCUUGCAGUUAUGCAAUAGGCGCUAGGAAAAAAGACUGCCAACAAACGUGAAACUUUAGGAGUUUAAAAGAUUAAAUUGAGUCAGUUUUUUGCUGGUUUGUUUUUUUAGUUCUAUAUGUAUUUUAGCAAUCUCAUCUCACCUAACUGGGAUGUGUUUCAAGUAUAUUCCUUUUAUGGAAAAGGACUCUGAAAAACCCUAAAGUAUUCUAGGGAGAAACUGUCUUCCAUUUCAGUUUGAAUCAGUAUUGUUAUACUCAAACCACCCACUUUUUAAAAAACUGUAGCCUGCCCCCUUUUUUUUGUAAACCAAUGUAAAUGUGUGUUGUGCAUGUUCUUCUUUCUUUUCAAAGAGGUCAGUCUAAAGGAUUUGACAUGUUUCUCUGUUACUCAAAGAAAAUAGGAGUUGGUAUGCCUUUGACCAAGGGGUCACAUGUCUAGCUUUUAAAAAUUUCCCUUUACAUAUGUUCAACAUUUGUUUUGGUUUUUUGAUUUUUUAAAAUUUCCACAUUAGGCACAAGAAUCAGAAUAUGGAUAGUGAGUUAAGAAUCUUUUGUGGGUGCACUGUAGCAUUGAUCGCAAAUUUUUGACAUGUUCCCCACCCCUAAUUCAGUUCAUGGUAUACUUUUGGCAGUUGUACACAAAUGGAAAUUUGAGGCUUUUGAAAUGAAAUAGUUUGCUCACAGUUUAGAUGUAAAGUUCUUCCUGUUCAUAGUGUGCUUUGUGGGGUAUAUCUGUAUGGUCAGUUCUCAGUUAUCUACUUUGCCUCUUCUCCUUUCUCUUUCAGUGCUGUUUAGCGCACUGUUCAGAUGCACUGCUUUUUUCAUCUGGUCUGGUAAAUUAGGUAGAUUGUAGAUUGGAGCUAUUGGGUAGAAUUAGUUUGGGGAAUAUUUGUGGGUUUGCUGUAUUGAUUUGUUCCAUCUCUUUACUGUUAUCAUAGAUAACCGAGAAUUGAUUAUAUAUAGUUGAAAACAUAGGCAUUUAAACAACCCCACAGCCCACAGUCAUUUACAUAUGUUAAUCCAACUAUAGUGAAGGACUACUUCUGUUCUAAGCACUCUAUUUUCAGAGAUUUUUAAAACUUGGUUGUAACAGAAAAAGCUCCCAUACAAUGAUAAUUAGAAUAAAUAGCUUUGACCACUUUUGGUAUUUGAGAGACAAAGGAGGAUGUUUAGUUACUAAGGAGGAUGUUUAGAAGCUGUUGGAUGCCUUUUUUUUCUUUUUUAUAUAUUUUAUCUAUUAAAUGCAUCCAUUUAAGAACCUAAAUGUUCUAUGCAGUUAGUCCUUAAUUUGGACUUAAUCUAUCCUCUAUUUUAGAUUAAAACAUUUAAAGAUUGAAAAAAUGCAGCUGCUUCCCAUGUGCACUGGGUACACAUAAAAGACAUACUGUGUGUGCACAGAGUACAUGGAUUAUCCAGCAUUUUAGUUUUUAAAAUAUGUAGACUUUUUAAAAUAUGUAAAAUAAAAUAUUAACACAUCAAACUACCUGCUGUAUUCUUCCCAUUGAUCCUGGAAUUGGAUUUAUCCACAGUGAUUCAUGGUUUAAUUGUGUGGCUUUUUCCCUUUCUUCCUGCCAUUUAAAUUGGUUUUAGAAAGACAGUAUCAGAUACAGUAAAAUGUUAGGUAACAGAAAGAAUGUUAGGACCAUCCCAUUUUUCUUAUGUUUCUGUUCUCUCAUUUGAAUAAAAAAAUCUCUGCAUGGAGGUAAAUUUCCCUUUGAAACGUUGUGGCCAAGGCAAUUGGGUUUGCUUUCAACUGGAUGUUCCUGAGAUCAGCAGAGAGAUGCUGAGAUUUCUAAUCAACAUCUUGCCAUUCUCUCGCUUGCAGCACCUUCUUUUAAAUCAAAGGAUGCACCUACUCUGGAACAGAGCCCAGAAGCAAAAGACAGCUACUGAUCUGAGCUCAGUAGAGUGGAGUCUCUAUUACUUUUCAAUGGGAAAAGCAAAGCUUUUUCUGUGUUUUGCAAACAGGUCGUGAUUCAGUCACAAAAUCAAUGUCCCAUUCCCCAAAUCCCCAAGUCCUGGUAUUACCUUUCUUGCUCUUGUGGUUUGGCCCAAUCCCUCUCCCCUUCCACCUUUCUCCAGUAGUAUUCCUGGAUGUAACCCGCAUUUCUCAGUUCCCAUAAUUUCCCAUAUCUUUGCGCCAUGUGGAAGGGAAUAGCAAUUGAGAUGAGCACUGUUGUCAUCUUGUGCCUCUGCUGUGUGGUGAUUUUUGUUUGUUUGUUUGUUUGUUUGUUUUCAAGUUUCAGAUGAUUCUCUGAGUUGUCCCCUUUGUUUACUUUUUCUUUUCAGACUUGUUUUUCUUGCUACUGCCUUUAGAUUUGCAGGGACCUUCACACUUCAGCUCAAUAUGUGGCUUUUCUCAGAAGGAUCGAUCUGUUGUGACAGUCAGUGAGUGGCACAAAGGUCUUUUGGGGUCACUUAGAAGUGUCUUGUCUGGAUAUGGAGCUCUGUAGACUUGGCAUCUCCUGUGGUAGGAUGCAUCCCCAGCUUCCAACCUCCUCUCCAUCAGCUCACUAGUAUCACAUCCUACUUUGUAAUGCAGGCUCCUAUGUGGUACUUCUAUUUAACAACUUUGUUAAAACAUGUUUUUACUUGUCAAACUAUUUUGUUUUAUUUUCUAAAGAACUGAUUAGACUAUCCCUGCUCCUCACACUUUGGCUCAUCUUCUUGAGCCACAGAGUUUUGAUUCUUACAAUGUAUGUGCCUUAUUUUAUGUUAAUUGUGUUCAUGGGAGGGACCAUUUGAUGUUGCCCAAUAAGAGCUUGAAACUGUGCACUUCCCAGCUGGCUAAGAGCAAACAAUUGUAGCAGAGUCUGAGCUGUCUUGUAAGCUGGAUUCCCGUGUUGUUUUGAAUGGAUAGGAAUAUGUUCUCUUCUGAGAAGUUACUGUUGUGUAUCCUGCAAACAUGUAAGAUAAAAUACAAGUUCAUUUUUUUCACCAUUUUUAGAUUUUUUUAAAAAAAAAUAAAAUGUGUAAUCCUUUUUUAAAAGAAAGACAUGUAAAUACAUUUAAGUAUUGUAGGCAUAGUGUCCAGAUGUGGACGGCCCUGGGCCUUCCUCAGAUCUGCCUGCAUCCUGAGCGAUGCCCUGUACUCACCCUGUAGCGGCCACAGAUGGACUCGACUUUUGCUUUCAAAACCACUUAGUCCUUUUUGUAACAAAGAGAAAGAACAAUGUUUCUUAUAAUGUCAAUAAAAAACUCUUUGUACUGAAA